Zootoca vivipara (common lizard) is the source of this 756-nucleotide messenger RNA. It is a transcript of the gene CIMIP7, whose product is annotated as ciliary microtubule inner protein 7. The record is from RefSeq and is a predicted model, not a curated record. Lineage: Eukaryota; Metazoa; Chordata; Lepidosauria; Squamata; Lacertidae.
AUGCCUAGCCCGAUUGUAGGGACAUGGCACGCCAACGGUUUCUAUGGCAACUACAGAAGCAGAUGCAGGAGCGACUUCACCCAGGAGUAUCGCAAAGCAGCCCAGCCACAACCUCCUGAACUCUUCCUGAGGAGAAUGAAGGAAACUCCUUCAAAGCACAUAUUCUCUAAGCACGACAACAGGCACUCCUUCCCAGGAUCAGCUACAUAUUUUGAGAACGGCUUAGGAAGGAGGAGAAUAGAGGGAAGCCUUCCCGACACCAAGAACAUAAUUGACUGGGUUCCCUUGAAGGAGGAGUUAAGACGCGAGAGGCCCCUCAUCUCAAGCUACCAGUAUGACUUCCACCCCAGAGAAAAGGUCCCCCAGUUGUUAGUUCAUCACUCCUACAGGCAAGGGCAGCCCCUCCAACGCACACCCAGCACCACCUACCAGCACACGUACCGGAGCUACUGUUUGUAUGAACCCAACCUCAGGACAUUCAAGCAUGAGGUGGAUAAAAAUGCCGACCCCCUCAAGCCUGCCACCAGUGAGCCCACCAAGCCUGCCUCCAGUGAGCCCACCAAGCCUACCUCCAGUGAGCCCACCGCCCCUGCCUCCAGUGAGGCCGCCACCGUUCCAGGCUCAUGUGAGCCCACUGCAACAGAUACCAGCAAGACCCCAGAAGCCUUUGCUACAGGACCCAUUUAUGUGCGUCCUGCCACCUACAGGCCAACCCGGUGGACUGUCUCAGACUGUUUGCGCUGGCACAAUUGCUGA